UUCAAGUUUGUUUUAUACGCGAUGCACGUGUGACUGCAUCUUGAGACGCAAUGCGAAUUAAGCGUACCGAGAUACAGGUAAGUAUCGUCUCUCGUACUUUCCCACUCUAUGUUGAAAUAUUCGAAGGAUGCAACCAAAAUAUUUCCCGCCAAAUGCCGUUUGCUUGGAGUGUUGCACGACUGUAUGUUUUUGGAAGUGUAAAAAAAAGAUCAAGUAAAAAAUGGAAGGAUUCGACGAUCCAGGAAUAUUCUUCUCUGAUAAUUUCUCCGUAGGCGAGUCCAAUGAAACGCAGACUAAUCUUCAACAUUCGAAAAGAAAGUUCAUGGAAUUUAUUAGACAAUUCCAUGAGGGAAAUUUCAAUUACAAAUAUAGAGACACUUUGAAACGCAAUUACAAUUUGGGUCAAUACUGGGUAGAAAUCAAUUUAGAAGAUUUGGCUGCUUUUGAUGAAUCACUCGCAGAGAAAGUCUAUAAGCAUCCAACUGAAUAUUUGCCCAUUUUAGAGGAAGCUGCGAAAGAUUUAGUAGACGAACUUACAGCACCGAGGCCGCCAGAUGAAGAGAAGGUUGAAGAUAUACAAGUUUUAUUGUCUUCGGAUGCACAUCCAAGUUCGUUAAGGGGAAUCAAACCCGAUGUAGUUUCUAAACUUAUCAAAAUACCUGGUAUUAUCAUUUCUGCAUCUGGGAUCAGGGCAAAAGCAACAAAAAUAGCUAUACAGUGUCGUUCUUGCAGAAGCAUGCAAACUAACAUUUCAAUAAAACCUGGUUUAGAGGGAUAUGUUUUACCUAGAAAAUGCACGACAGAACAAGCAGGAAGACCAAAGUGUCCUUUGGAUCCAUUUUUCAUAAUGCCAGAUAAAUGUCAUUGCAUUGAUUUUCAAGUUCUCAAGUUACAAGAAUUGCCAGAUCAAAUUCCGCAAGGUGAAAUGCCGAGGCACUUGCAGUUGUAUUGCGACCGUUAUUUGUGCGACAGAGUUGUGCCGGGCAAUAGAGUUCUUAUUUUGGGUAUAUAUUCAAUUAAGAAAGUUACUAGAAGUACUACUAAUAGAGGAGGAAAAGAUAAAACAUUAGUCGGUGUUCGAGCACCGUAUAUAAGAGUCAUUGGCAUUUCCGUGGAUGGAGAAAAUACAGGCAGUGGUAUCCAUUCGUGCUUUACAAGUGAAGAAGAAGAUUUGUUUAGACGUCUUGCUUCAGAUUCUAAUUUAUAUGAAAAAAUCGCAAGGAGUAUAGCUCCCAGUAUUUUCGGUGCAUUAGAUAUCAAAAAAGCUAUAGCUUGCCUAUUGUUUGGUGGUUCUAGGAAAAGAAUGCCCGAUGGGCUUUGUAGGAGAGGAGAUCUUAAUAUUUUAAUGUUAGGUGACCCUGGUACAGCUAAAUCGCAGCUAUUAAAGUUUGUAGAAAGAGUUUCACCAGUUGCAAUUUACACAUCUGGUAAAGGAAGUUCAGCUGCUGGUCUAACGGCAUCAGUCUUAAGGGACCCAGUAACAAGGAAUUUUGUCAUGGAAGGAGGUGCCAUGGUUCUUGCAGAUGGUGGUGUCGUUUGUAUAGAUGAAUUUGAUAAAAUGAAAGAGGACGACAGAGUUGCAAUACACGAAGCUAUGGAACAACAAACAAUAUCAAUUGCAAAAGCAGGGAUAACCACGACAUUAAAUACUCGCUGUUCAGUUCUAGCAGCGGCAAAUUCAAUAUUUGGUCGUUGGGAUGAAAUAAAAGGAGAAGAAAAUAUUGAUUUUAUGCCGACAAUUUUAUCCCGUUUUGAUAUGAUAUUUAUUGUUAAAGAUGAGCACGAGCAAAAUAGAGAUAUAACACUAGCAAAACAUGUGAUGAACAUCCAUAGCAAUGCUGGGCAAGUUACAGAGCAAUCGGCGGAAGGAGAGUUACCAUUGCACAUUUUAAAAAAAUAUAUUCACUACUGUAGAAGUCGUUGUGGUCCGAGACUUAGCAAAGAGGCAGGAGAGAAAUUAAAAAAUCGUUAUGUUGUAAUGCGAGCUAGCACCAGAGACCACGAGAAAGACAUAGAAAAAAGAUUAUCUAUUCCCAUAACAGUUCGUCAAUUGGAAGCUAUCAUAAGGAUUUCAGAAUCUUUAGCUAAAAUGCAAUUACAGCCUUUCGCCACAGAAGUUCACGUGAACGAAGCGCUUAGGCUUUUCCAAGUAUCUACUUUAGAUGCUGCAAUGUCUGGAUCGUUAGCUGGUGCAGAAGGAUUUACCUCGGAUGAAGAUCAUGAAAUGUUAUCACGUAUCGAGAAACAAUUGAAACGUAGAUUUCCAAUUGGAAAUCAAGUAUCAGAGCAAAAUAUUGUUAAAGAUUUCGUAAAACAAGCAUAUCCAGAACGUGCUAUUUACAAAGUUAUUCACACAAUGAUACGACGUGGGGAACUUCAACACCGUAUGCAACGUAAAAUGCUGUAUAGAUUGCACUGAAAUGACUGCAAUUCAUCUUUAAACGGAUAAUAUGGAUGAUUCUCGACUCUAAAAAGAAUUGAAAAGAAUUUCACAUUUUUAUAUUAUUUGAAAUAAAGUAUGUUUGAUAAAUAUAUUUACCCCUUGAAAAA
This is a messenger RNA of Frieseomelitta varia, 2550 nucleotides long. RefSeq names its product DNA replication licensing factor Mcm5-like. The transcript is spliced from 8 exons. Gene Ontology annotation, biological process: DNA replication; double-strand break repair via break-induced replication; DNA replication initiation. Bases 221 to 2419 code for a protein of 732 amino acids. Gene Ontology annotation, molecular function: single-stranded DNA binding; single-stranded DNA helicase activity; ATP binding. Lineage: Eukaryota; Metazoa; Arthropoda; Insecta; Hymenoptera; Apidae. The record is from RefSeq and is a predicted model, not a curated record. Gene Ontology annotation, cellular component: MCM complex; nucleus.